AGCUAAUCAAUUGUGUCCAGUUCAUCACACCAAGAGCCUUCAUCAUGACGACCUACGUGCCCGCCCUCACCUUGCCAGAUGCUGUCUUCCUCAAACCCGCUGUGUCCGUUUUGUUGCCCAUCGGCCUUGGCACAGCUGUCGGACUGAGCGCCACUCAGACUCAAAAGACGUACCUCUCAUUGAAGAAGCCCUCUGUGUAUCCUCCUCCAUGGCUGUUCGGCCCCGUCUGGACCGUCCUUUAUGGUGUCAUGGGCUACGCCGCGUAUCGAGCUGCCAACAUUGGACUCUCUCCAUUUUCCUCCCCUGAUACCAUCCGUACCGCUCGACAUGCCAUGACUCUCUACAGCGUCCAACUCGGCCUCAACCUCCUCUGGACCCCUCUUUUCUUUGGCCUCCACCGUCCCAUUGAGGCAUCGGUCGAUAUUAUCACCCUCGUUGGAGUCAAUGGCUACUUGACAUACCUCUACAGCUCCAUUGACUCGGUUGCGGCUUGGUGCCAGGUCCCAUACCUCGGCUGGCUGAGCUUUGCCACCUACCUUUGCACUAGCAUUGGAUACCUGAACAACUGGGAUCUGUCGGGCAAGGAAGUGCCCAAGAAGGAGUAGGAGAAUACUCGAAUGGAUCCAUGUUGUGUAUGCUCAAGUAAACUUUUUGGCCUGAUGCAUAUUCUGCACCCCAUAUCCACGUCAAUCCCCCUCUAAUCGUCUAUAUACCAAAAUCUCAUAUUCAAUAUCCCCUCUUAGUUUUUGGAAAUAAUGUAUACCUUCAGCUCUUGCC
This is a messenger RNA of Fusarium vanettenii 77-13-4, 777 nucleotides long. RefSeq lists its product as uncharacterized. Gene Ontology annotation, cellular component: mitochondrial outer membrane. The transcript is spliced from 3 exons. Lineage: Eukaryota; Fungi; Ascomycota; Sordariomycetes; Hypocreales; Nectriaceae. The record is from RefSeq and is a predicted model, not a curated record. Bases 45 to 605 code for a protein of 186 amino acids.